AUGACUUCUCAGGAAGAGGUGCAAGAGACAAAUCCCACUACUGGAAGUCUUGAAGUCAUCUCUGUUGCAGAAGAUGAACCUCCAGCAGCACCACAAAUUCAGUUUACCUUCAAAAGAUUUUUCUUCAUACCACAAGCCAGAGUGGACACCAGUGCAGAUGGACCUGGAGAUAUCGAACCACCUUCGAUGUGCCAUGCUUUUGCCUCCCUAAAAUACUUUCCAUAUAUCUGUGGUUUGUUCCUUGCAGUAAUCCUAGCAGCUGCCAUUGGCCUGGGUGUCCAAUACAACUGCAUUGGGAAGUUUCGCUGUCGAUCGUCCUUUAAGUGUAUCCAGAAAUCAGCCAGGUGCAAUGGUGUCUUCAACUGCAAAGAAGGGGAGGAUGAGUACAGAUGUGUCAGGUUGAGUGGCAAGAAGGCAGUGCUGCAAGUGUUCACUUCUGGAUCCUGGAGAACAGUCUGCUCUGACGACUGGAGAGCAGAGUAUGGAAAUACUACCUGCAAACACCUGGGGUUCUCGAGUUACGUGAGUUCAGGUUACCUGCCCGUGGCAGCAGUCGAAAAACAGUUUCAAAGACAUUUCGUAUCCCUCAGCCAAUGGUUUUCAGCUGAUCAAGUGACAUCCCUGCACAAUGCAACAAACCUCAGAGAGGAGUGCACUUCUGGCAAUGUGAUCAUCUUAAAAUGCUUAGCGUGCGGGACACGGGCCAGCUACGGGCCGCGGAUCGUGGGGGGCAACGCGUCGUCCCCCCGGCAGUGGCCCUGGCAGGUCAGCCUGCAGUUCCAGGGGCACCACCUCUGCGGGGGCUCCGUCAUCACCCCGCGCUGGAUCCUCACGGCCGCCCACUGCGUCUACGACCUGUACUUGCCGAGCUCAUGGAGCGUGCAGGUCGGUUUUGUGACUCAGCAAGACACCCAGGUUCACCCCUAUUCAGUGGAAAAAAUCAUAUACCAUCGAAAUUAUAAACCCAAGACAAUGGGAAAUGAUAUAGCCCUGAUGAAACUGGCAGCACCACUUGCUCUCAAUGGUCACAUAGAACCAAUUUGUCUGCCUAAUUAUGGUGAACAUUUCCCAGCAGGGAAAAUGUGUUGGGUAUCAGGAUGGGGAGCAACUGUGGAAGGAGGUGAUACAUCUGACACCAUGAAUUAUGCAGGUGUUCCUCUGAUUUCUAAUGCAAUUUGCAAUCACAGGGAUGUCUACGGUGGGAUCAUAACUUCUUCAAUGCUCUGUGCUGGUUUCCUAAAGGGAGGGGUGGACACCUGCCAGGGAGACAGUGGGGGCCCUUUAGCAUGUGAAGAUAUGAGUAUCUGGAAGUUGGUGGGGACCACCAGUUUCGGAGUGGGCUGUGCAGAAAAGAACAAGCCGGGUGUCUACAGUCGAACUACUUCCUUCCUGGACUGGAUACAUGAACAGAUGGAGAGAGAAGAACUGCAGACCUGAGGAGAGUGACGAUGUUCAGGGCUCCUGAAAACCCACACCAUGCUCCAGCCCCGUGGAUGGACCCACCUCACUCCUCUGGUCACCUGCUCUGAGCUUCGGACCUUCACAGAAUGCUUUUUACCAUUUAUUUUUGGUACUGGCAACUGUACUUGAUGGAGGCUGUUGCACACUCAGCCUCUUCUGGAUGGAAGAAGCAGCUGGAUGAUGGAUGGCAAGCAUGUGUGUUUACUGGCAACUACAAAUUUCACAUGUAGAAAAAAAGCUAAGGCUGAUAACCCAGGAUGCUGUCAUGAUAAAGUUUUGCAGGUACCACGAGCAAAGGACUAGAGCAACUUCAGAUCAGGUUGCAAGAUAUUAUUUUAGUACUUACUUUCCAAGAUCUGAACCACAAAAAGUAUUUUUCCUCCUGGCAGUUUUCAAAUAUAAGAUCCAUGCUCUGUUGCACAGGCAGCAGCAGCUUUCUUGGAAGCCAGGAAACAAGCAGGAAGCAGGCAGUUGGUAAUUUUGGCAAGUAUGUUCAACUCCUGCUAGAAAAAAAUCUCAGAAUUCAAAUAUUUUUAUCAUGUGGCUGUGAACAAAGUCCCUAAAAAUUGAAUCUUAUGUGCUUUC
Molecule: messenger RNA, 2046 nt
Organism: Lepidothrix coronata (blue-crowned manakin)
Lineage: Eukaryota; Metazoa; Chordata; Aves; Passeriformes; Pipridae
Gene: TMPRSS3
Product: transmembrane protease, serine 3
Exons: 13
Coding region: 1-1437 (478 amino acids)
Biological process (GO): proteolysis
Cellular component (GO): membrane
Molecular function (GO): serine-type endopeptidase activity; protein binding
Source: RefSeq, a predicted model, not a curated record